Molecule: messenger RNA, 519 nt
Organism: Cynocephalus volans (Philippine flying lemur)
Lineage: Eukaryota; Metazoa; Chordata; Mammalia; Dermoptera; Cynocephalidae
Gene: ASCL4
Product: achaete-scute family bHLH transcription factor 4
Exons: 1
Coding region: 1-519 (172 amino acids)
Biological process (GO): developmental process; regulation of transcription by RNA polymerase II
Molecular function (GO): RNA polymerase II transcription regulatory region sequence-specific DNA binding; DNA-binding transcription factor activity, RNA polymerase II-specific; protein dimerization activity
Source: RefSeq, a predicted model, not a curated record
AUGGAGAAACGUAAAGCGUCCGGACUGCUGGCCUGGCCGCACCCCCUGAGCACCGUGCCCCUGGGCACGCCUGGGUCUCUCCCCCGACUCCCUCUGACCGACCCCUUCAGGGUCUCCCUGCGCAUGGACGCCGCGUGCUGGGAGCCGGCGCGCGCGGGCGGCGCACGGAGAGGGCCAUACCUGCCCCUGCCGCUGGAUGGCGCCUUGGAGCCCGGCUUCCUCCGCAAGCGCAACGAGCGCGAGCGGCAGCGGGUGCGCUGCGUGAACGAGGGGUACGCGCGCCUCCGGGACCACCUGCCGCGUCAGCUGACGGACAAGCGCCUCAGCAAAGUGGAGACGCUGCGCGCCGCCAUCGGCUACAUCAAGCACCUGCAGGAGCUGCUGGAGCGCCACGCCCGGGGGCAGGAGGGCCCGGCCGGCGCCGUCCCCCAGCGCAGGACUGAAUGCAACAGCGACGGCGAGUCCAAGGCCUCCUCGGCGCCUUCGCCCUGCAGCGAGCCUGAGGACAGGGGCAGCUAG